AUGUCUAAUACAGAAGAUUUUAGUGAUUGUGGUUCUGAAUAUCAGCCUAUUCCUGGAGAAAUUCAUACAGAAUCUGAAACAGAUACAAGUUGUGACGAAAAUAUUAUGAUGCCGUCUAGUCUAUCAGAACCUGGAACAUCUAAAUCUAGAAAAAGGCCAAUCAACAAGAAAAAUUGGAAAGUUAUAAAAGAAAGUUAUUGCGUAAUAGUGGAAAAGAAAAUGAAAGGCAAGAAAUGUUCGAAUCAUUUUUGGAAUUUAAAGGACUUUAAUCAGCAAAAUGCCUUUCUAUAUGCAUUAGUGCAAAAAGCAUCUGUUAAUAGAAAACGACCUAAAGAUCUGUCACGAGCAGGAAAAAACGUUUCGUUUAAGUAUUUUCUCAAAUCUCAUAUUAUGACACAACUGCUCGUACAAGACCCGGAUACUAGUAUAACCACCAUAGACCACAAGUUUUUAGUGUCCGGGCAUUCUUAUUUGCCUAAUGAUGGGCAAUUUGGGAUAAUUGAGAGCGCAAGUCGCCGUCAUGGACAAAUUUAUAGCCCGGAUCAAUGGAUUGAGAUCAUAAAAACAGCCAAACGCAAAGAAUCACAUUUUGUUGUAACUGAAAUAAAAAAUUCCGAAUUUAUAAGCACUGCGGCAUUAGAAAAAUCUAUUACCAACAGAAAAAAAACAACCUGUGGUUACGACUUAAACUGGCUGAAUAUUAGAUGGCUGAGGUUUGAGAGGAAUCAUCCUUUACAAUUUCAAUUUAAAGAAACGCUCAACGCUGACAUGCCCUUCUACAAAGUAGAUCUAUCAAAAAAGCAACAAGGACGACCAGCUUACUUGUGCAAUAUUCAACAAGGCCCACUCUAUCCUUCAAGAAGACCAGUUACUAUUGCUAAGAAGAAGGAUAUGCUUGAUCUUCUCCCAUACAUUCCACCAAUUUACCAUCAAUUUUACAAAAACCUUACUGUAGACAUUCCAACACGGUCAAGCACACGUAAUGCUGAUGAACGUUCGUCUGAUGACGAAAUAACCUACGAUUAA
Molecule: messenger RNA, 1026 nt
Organism: Parnassius apollo (apollo)
Lineage: Eukaryota; Metazoa; Arthropoda; Insecta; Lepidoptera; Papilionidae
Source: the annotation of a GenBank genome assembly